Molecule: messenger RNA, 1180 nt
Organism: Magallana angulata
Lineage: Eukaryota; Metazoa; Mollusca; Bivalvia; Ostreida; Ostreidae
Product: protein PBDC1-like
Exons: 6
Coding region: 69-569 (166 amino acids)
Cellular component (GO): cytoplasm
Source: RefSeq, a predicted model, not a curated record
GUUUGUUUCAAACAAAAAACAAUAUUUGACAAGAAAGAACAAUAUUGACAUUGAAACGAUAGUAAAGCAUGGCAAACUUGGCAGAUUUUAACGCUAAAGAAUUGGCUGCUGUGGGAUCACAAUUGACCAAUGACCCUUCCAAAUAUGUCAACGAUGAAAAUGUGGAAUUACAAUGGGCCAUGAAGUCAUACCAUCAUGCUGAGACUUAUUUUAAUUUGAUAAGUUCUGUUGACCCAACUGCAUUGAAGCUGACAAAAAUGGAUGAUGAGAUUUAUGAAGAGUUUAGGAAAGAUUUUCCUGACUUAAAAAUCGAUGUCAUUAAAGAAGAUGAACUUAAAAGUGCUGAGGCAAAAGAGAAAUGGCGCCCUUUAAUCAACAGAUUUGAAAAGACAAUUGAAGAUUUUAAUUUUGGUACACUACUACGCAUAGACUGUACCAAGGAUUACUCUGAAGAAAAUAGUAUUCUUGUUGUAAGAGCCCAGUUCCUAGCCAUAGAAGUUGCCAGAAACCGUGAAGGAUACAACUCACCACUACGGUUUAAGAAGAAAGAAAACUCGGAGCAGACGUAGCACCUACAAGUUAUUGUACACCAUUAUUUAAUCGAUCAAGAUAGGAUUGACUGAAUUACACCCUAGCAUACUUGCAGUGGUUGUAAAUUUACUAAAACUCCAUUAUUACAUGUACUGCUGAAAGACUGCUGUUGAUGAAUGAAUUGCAUUUCAUGUGACAUUUUUGAAAUGUAUAGUUCUACUUUAUAUUAAUAUAGUAGAUUAAGUUAUUAGUACAUUUACCAGUACUUGAAAACGUAUCAUAUAAUACAUGUACUUUGUUGAACAUCCAGUAAUUUGAGGUACAUGUAAAGAUUCAUAUCCUAUACAAGUUUUACACCAGAAAUUUACAUCUACUGCAAAGGAUUUUGUUUGUUGUUUUCCUGAAAUUUGUUUUUUCAGUGGAACCAUUUUUGGAAACAAUUCUGUUGAAACUUAUGGAUUUUUUUUUUUUUUGGAUGUCAUUGCCUAUUUUAUCUAAAGGACACUGUGUGACCAAGUCUGAAGUCAUUUUUCAUUUUCUAUGGCAUAUUCAUGGUAAGAAGACUUUAAGUUUAUUUGAAAUGGUCAAACAUAUGCUCCUGUUGUUUAAAUUUUUUUUUACUCUAGAUAAAAUCAGAAUCAAGAUUGUU